AUGAACGACCUGAAGCAGAACAGCCUGCUACUGCUCCAAUCCGCACGACAAGAACAGUCCGGACAAGCUCAACAGCGAGAAAUGACUUCUGAGUCUGCAGAUUUGCUGCAGCUGUUCCGCAACCACCACACCGAAAGAAUUGUCGAGAUAGAAUCCGUGCUCAACACAAUUGCCGACUAUGAACAGGAACGUGGGGAGCUCUACUCGAGGAUGCGGUUUCAGGCCCAGAGAUGGGAGCAAGAAAAACGACAGGCACCAUUCCUGCAGGAGCUCGAGGAGAGCAAGGCCCAACUUCGAGGACUGGGAACCGCGCUCGAGUUCAUUCAGGCGGAACAGGAAAAUCUGGUCGAGCGUGUCAUUUCUGUGGACGAGCAGCAUUCAGUUCUGGAAGGCAUGACCAAGGCAGCCAGAGCUGCGGACCAAAAGAUGAUACAUACCCAGCGCCUUGUACAAAAACUUAUUGAAAUGGUGAAGAUCAACCAGAGAAACGUCCCUCAGACGGCCCAUGAUAUUGCCGGCGAGAUCUUUCGACCCAUCCAUCAUGGACUGGAGCAGCUUGCCAGCUUUGCAGAGGAUCAGACCUGUACCAUGGAGAAUGAUGCCAAAAUCUUUCAUGAUCUGACUGCACAAAGCCAACAAACCUAUGCGGAGACUCAUACUCGCGUUUUGCAGGCCCCAUCAACAACCUUAUUCAAUUGGCAGCAGGAGCUGGGGACUAGCAAGCAGAGGCAAGGCGUUGGAUCCGAGGUCUGGCGCGAGAUCACUGCAGCGAGCGCGUUAUCAGCAGAUCAGUAUAUACUACAGCUCAUAGGAGUGCAGCGACAAGCGGCAGUUCAGCACCUGUCGAUCGCUAAGGCCAAAGAGGUGAACGAUCGCUUGGAGCAGACUAAGAGCGAUACCAUAUGUACUAUGAAGGCCUUUGUGAAAACCCUCCCGGAAGAAAGCCAGGUCUAUGAAGAGGAUAAGGACGUGGGCGUGGAGGCCCUGUCGUCCAAGUUUGAGUGCGAUGCCAGGGCUAUUGCUCGGUGCAGAGGCUGGUGA
Gamsiella multidivaricata is the source of this 1041-nucleotide messenger RNA. RefSeq lists its product as uncharacterized. The transcript has 4 exons. Bases 1 to 1041 code for a protein of 346 amino acids. The record is from RefSeq and is a predicted model, not a curated record. NCBI's taxonomy places the organism in Eukaryota, Fungi, Mortierellomycota, Mortierellomycetes, Mortierellales, Mortierellaceae.